Drosophila biarmipes is the source of this 7579-nucleotide messenger RNA. It is a transcript of the gene wech, whose product is annotated as protein wech. Gene Ontology annotation, biological process: protein polyubiquitination; proteasome-mediated ubiquitin-dependent protein catabolic process. The record is from RefSeq and is a predicted model, not a curated record. NCBI's taxonomy places the organism in Eukaryota, Metazoa, Arthropoda, Insecta, Diptera, Drosophilidae. The transcript is spliced from 7 exons. Gene Ontology annotation, molecular function: ubiquitin protein ligase activity; protein binding; zinc ion binding. Bases 885 to 3398 code for a protein of 837 amino acids.
GCGUCGGAAAGAGAGCCGCUUUGCUUUGCAGUUUGAUGGUUAAAUGCGUGCGUGAAGGUUGGAGUGAAGAUUUCGAGCCGUUUUCGAGUCCUAGUCCCCGCCGCAAUAAGUGGGUCAGAAUUGGAGCUGUUGGAUUUGGCCAAGCAGAGUAGCAGGCGCAUCAGAGAAGUGCAGCUAGCACGCCGCCAAUGAGGAAAAGCGCACGAGGGUGGUGCCGAGAGUGAAAGAGAUUCGCCCGAAAACGCCUGGAAAAUGUAAACAAUUUGUAAACACAACGACGACAAGCGAUUUCCAAAGAUUUUGCUUAGCUGCCCCGCAUCUAUCGAUCAAACACACGCGCAUUAAGCGAUUAAAUCGGACUGGAGAGCGGAGUGACGACUAUGGGAUACCCUAGGACAGCGUGAAGUGCAUGAAUUUGACAAGCCACAUAUAUGUGGAUGUUGCUUGCUGAUGAUGAUGAUGAGCGGCGCGGCAAAAGCAACAGAGAGAGACGGCGAGAGAGGGCGAGCGAUGAUUUGAGUGCUAUGUUGUGUUUUCAGUUUCGGUUUCGGAUGUAUCUUCUUCAGUCGGAAUAAGGAAUACACGAAUGUUGGAGCGAACGGAUUACGCAUUAGAACUCUCUGGAAAAAGAAUCUCGCCUCGCGAAAAUCCGCUAAAAAGGCCAAGCCAAGCCAAACCAAAGGCGAAAGCAAAACCAAAACCAAACCGAAUCCGAAUCAAAUCAAAAAUCGAAUCAAUUAGCUUAUAAACGGUACAAAACGGGCCCAACAACAGGAACAAUAACAAAAAAGCGAGGUGGCUUGCAUGCGGCUGCUAAAAAAGCGGAAAAGCGCCUCUCCAUCGACUGCCGCCUUGUGCUAUAGAAACGUGAUCUCACCACUCUUAUGAUGGAACUCUUGUCAAACAAUUCGGUUCCGCAACAAAUGGCCAGCAGCAAUGCGCCGAGCGCCAACGGCGUGGCCAACUCCUCGACGGCCAACGGCAGUGGCGGCGGCAGUGUGAGCAGCAAUGCCAGCAACUCCUCCGAGCGGCUGCUGGCGGGCAUCCUCGAGAGCUUUCCCGCCUGGGAUCUCAACGUUGGACUGCUGGGACCCAAUGUGGGUCAAAGCUCGCCACCACGCACCGACUUCUUCAUCAACAAUUUCCUGGGCGGCCUGGAUUCGCAUGGCGAUUUUAGCAUCGGACCCAUUGGCUCCGGAGCACGCAGCAAUCCCAAGAUGUCGCCAGAGUCCUCAAACAAUUCGAGCAUCAGCUGCGGCUGGUGCGAGGUGAGCGCCUCCAUACGCUGCCUGGAGUGCAACGAGUUCAUGUGCAACGACUGCCUGAGGGAGCACCGCAACAGUCCGCUGUCCUCCAACCACUCGAUCGUGUCCCUGCCCACGCCCAUUGGAGCCUCGCCCACGGGUGGCAGCUCCGUGAGUGCACAGACUCCGCCCAGCGGCAACUUCAUCUGCGACAUACACAACGAGAUGCUGCGCUACGUGUGCGACUACUGCCGGAAACUGGUGUGCCAGUGCUGCACCCUGCACGAGCACAAGGAGCACAGCUACGCCUCCAUCCAGAGCUUCAUGGUGGGGUCGAAGGAGAAGCUAGAGGGCGCCAUCGAGAGCAGCCAGGUGGGCACGCGCUGCAUUAAGAGCAGCAUUGACAAGGCGCUGGCCUUCAUCCGGCUGAUCGAGCGCAACUGCAGCGAGCUGAGCGAUAAUAUACGCAAGGCCUUCCGUCAGUUCAUCAUUGCCAUCGAGGACCGCGAGCGUUUCCUCUUGGACUUCGUGGAAAAGCUCCGCCAGCGUCGCCUGGCCAUCCUGCACGAUCAGAUGGCGGGCUUAAAGUCCGCUCUCGCCGGACUCUCCGAAACCUCCGAUAUGCUCAGCAAGGUGGCGGACAAUGCUUGCAGCAUGGACCAGAUCGAAAUCGCUAUGAAGCUGACCAAUGGGCAGCGGCAGAUGGAGCAGUUUGCCGGCAUCUAUAAGGACCUGCAGCCCAAGCAGGAGGUAUUCGCCUUUGCCCCACCGGAUUACAGCCUGCUACAGGAUAUCCGCAACCAGGGUGGCGUAAUCCUGGUGGACGACAAGAACAUGCCCAUCGUCUCUAGCAGCAAUGGCAUUGUGCCGAGUGUCUCGAGUGUGAAUGCCGUGGCUGCCGCCGCCGCCGUGGGCGUUGGUGUGGGAGGCGUUGGCACUGGAGUCGGAGGCGUCGGCGUUGGAGUGACCAAUGGCAUGGACAUGGCCUUUGGCAUGAACAUGGCCAACAACCCGAUGAGUGUGGCCUCCUCGAGCGUUCGACGUCCCCUGCUGCGAGACAAUAGUUUCCGCAUCCCAUCGCCCAUCAUGCAACCACGCGGAGGAAGCGCCUGCGGAAUGUCCAGUGGCAUGUCCAGCGCUGCACUGGACUGGGAGCUCAACGGACUGCGAAGCUCGCCGGGCUUGCACUUCAGUGCGCCACGAACCACACAGGCGAUUCCGGGAUGCAUGGAUCUGGUGAAGGUGCGCAACUCAAACUCCCUCUCGCUAUCCUUCGCCACCGAGGGCCAUGAGGAUGGACAGGUGAGCCGGCCGUGGGGCCUGUGCGUGGAUAAAAUGGGCCAUGUGCUCGUCUCGGAUCGGCGAAACAAUCGCGUUCAGGUCUUCAAUCCCGACGGCUCGCUGAAGUUCAAGUUCGGCCGCAAAGGCGUGGGCAAUGGCGAGUUCGACCUGCCCGCUGGAAUCUGUGUGGAUGUGGACAAUCGCAUUAUUGUGGUGGACAAGGACAACCACCGUGUGCAGAUCUUCACCGCCACCGGCGUCUUCCUGCUUAAGUUUGGCAGCUACGGCAAAGAGUACGGCCAGUUCCAGUAUCCAUGGGAUGUGGCUGUGAAUUCGCGCCGCCAAAUUGUCGUGACCGACUCGCGCAAUCAUCGCAUCCAACAGUUCGACUCCGAGGGUCGCUUCAUCCGCCAGAUAGUGUUCGACAACCAUGGCCAAACCAAGGGAAUAGCCUCGCCACGAGGCGUUUGCUACACACCCACGGGCAACAUCAUAGUGUCUGACUUUGACAACCACUGCCUCUACCUGAUUGAUCCAGACAUCAAUGAUAUUCUCUCCGUGAAGGGACAUGAGGGCUCGGGCUUCCAUGAGUUCAAUCGGCCCUCGGGCCUGUGCUGUGACGACGAGGGCCGCAUUAUAGUGGCCGAUUCCAAGAAUCAACGCAUCCUGGUCUUCAACCAGAACCUGGACUUUAUGUGGGAUAUCGAGGUGCGUCCCUCCAUCAAUCCAUUGAUGCCGCCCACGCUGGACGAGAAGGACCGCACCUGCGAUGUGGCCAUAAUGCCAGAUGGUCGCAUCGUUUUCCUCAUCGAACUGUCGCCAGACUCCAAGGAAGGGUCUAACCCUUACAAGCGGUUUGUGCACGUAUUCUAAAUUAGGCUACGGGUGCCGAUCUUUUUUAGACCAUUUACAAGAGCUAAGCGUUAGCGUAGAGAUCCAAAUAGCAGAGCGAUAGAGAACAGGUGCCGAAACAGAAUUAAUAAGGGAAAAUCAGAAUUGAGUGCAUGAAAAUUAGCGAAAAUUUUUAGCUUAAGUGCUACAACGAUUACCUCGAUAAUGCUUAAGAGUUAUGGUUACGAUUUGGUAAUUUACAAUACAAUACGAAUUACACAUAUGUAUCUAUGGAUAUCUAUAUCUAUACGCAUAUGCGUAUAUCUAGCGAAUAUACAAGCCCAACCAACCAACUAGAACUAAAACUAAAAGGGAAACUAUGGCGGAAGGCAGACGAGAGUAGGAUUUAGAAGAUAUAUAGUCGUAGGAUCCGAGAGCAUUCAGUAGAGUUACCGAACCUAGUAAAAGAUAAUGCAAAGAGGGAAACUCAACCAUUUACUAGAUGAAAAUAUUAUUACCUGUUAGUUAGACUGAAAGGCAGUUUGCUAGCUGAUAGAACGAGAUGUUAGGGGAGGUGGGGAUUGCGUUUUUUAUGGGGUUGCUUAGCGGAAUGAGGAAACUACUUUCGACAAGAGUUACUAAACAUGAUUUGCAGAUACACUGUGGAAUGGUAUUAAUGUUUGUAUUAUAUUCUUAAUUUGUUUGUUUAGUUCUGUAUUACGUUUAUUUUAAAAUUAAUUUUUUUGGGACGUAUUUUUAAUGAUUUUCUUAUAAUUGAGACUGAGUAUGUGAGAACACGAACUUUGUAAAAGGAAGCAAAGCAAAACAAAACAAAGAAACAAACAAGAAACCAGAAAAUAUUGAUGAAACCCGCUGACUUUUGGUUGAACUUUUAACAAAGACUGAUUAACUAAACCGCAAUUUCGGAGCCAACUAAAGAACCAUAUAUGGUGAGGCCAAAAAAGUGAAAAACAAAAAACCAACACACUCAAAUUGCAAUGACAUUGAUAACGUAAAGUAACUUAACAUAGCUUAACAUACAUACUUUCAUACAUAUAGCGAUACAGAUAUCAUAUAGCGAUCCAAUCAUCCAGUCACGAAUCACCAUGGGCAUAGCUUAAACCGAGUUUAACUGACAUUCAUCGACACACACCGCACACUGCACAUGUACCACUCUUCAUUCGUACCGAUCAUGCAUCACAGGACCUUGGUUUGUGUCGUUACUUUGUAAUUGAUUGUGAGAGGAUUCACCCACAGGAUACACAGCAGGUUGAAAGGAGGGGUUAGCUAAAAACGGAGUAGAAGGGUUGUUGGGGGAGUUAAGCGAACAAAACCUAAACAAAAUAACGAAAAAAUUAUCAUAAUUUUUGACUCAAUGUGUUCAUUAGCAUUUAGUAGACUUAGCGGGCGUGGCAUAGUGAAAACGUAUGGAAAAUCCAGAGCAAUAUAUGGGCGUAUUGAAUACACAUUUAGGUGACAUGUUCCUCGCAAAAGAAACAAAUAAAACAAAUGAAAAACGAUGAAACUUAAUGAUGUCAUGGGCAACGCAUGAAUUAGCUGAAUUAUCUGUCUAGAGUUGGGACGAUUUUAAUAGCAAAUGUAUACACACACACACAUCUAGAGGGCCAGGCGUAAAUUGUGAAAUGUAUUAGCCAACUUAGUUACUUAGUUUACGUUAUGUUCUUACUGUUUUGAGACGUUCUAUUCUUUGUACUUGUGUUCAAACCCGACAUCAACGGAUUGACAGUGAGAGAUGAUACAUACAUAGCUAACACUCCUUCCACGAAUAAAGCAACAUUGCAUAAAAUGCGCAAAACAAACAAAAACCAUAUAAAAUCUAAAAACACUUAAACUUAAACCUUAAACAAACGAAAAAACGAUGCAAAAAUGCCAAAGGCUCUACGAGAGCGGGGGCAACAAAAACAUAUACAAUAUUUAUAUAUACACGUAAUAUACACCAGAGGGCAGAGGGCAACCCACCCCACAUAGAGCUAUUUAGAAUAGAUAUCGUAAUUAUUUUACACCUUAGUUUAGCCAACCCCCGGGACACAGCCCGGGGACCCACACGAUCGCCAUAACAUACUCGUAACCUCAUUUUAUCCAAUCGCAACACCUUGAAGCGCCGUUCAUUUCUUGUGAUCCAGAUCGAAUCAUUCAAACACACUCGCACACAAAGCGCACGCAGAGCAUCCCCCCAAAUAUCGUAUGUAUAUAUCAUAUAUAUCGCAUCGUAUCGGGCCUAGCGACAUCUGAGAGAAUGCCAUAUUUUAUAUUUGUGUGAGAUUUACUAAACCAAUACUAAAGAACUAAUACUUAUAUCAUUACAAAUGAGCGCCGUUUUCUAAAAGCCACAGUUUAGAAAUUGUGUAAAAAAUCAAAGAAAAACCAAGAAACAAAAAACGAUUACAAAAUCAUUAACUACAAGCAAGAGGAAAUAGGGAGGACAAUUAUUGAGAUUUAAGCGAAUACCGAAUGCCAUAAUUCAAAAUAAAAAGCAUUUAAACGUAUAUAUCUAUAGAAUACUAAAGUAUGUUAAACACCACAACAAAUUACUAAAAGUCAUGAGGAUACUGAACAAUUUGCCAAAGGCUAAGAAUCAAAACGAGGAAGCGAAACCAAUAACUUACAUACUACACUCAGAUACACACAUUCAACGGAUACAGAUACAGAUACAGAUACUGAUAGUUAAUUAACUUUUUACAAGAUACGAGUACAUACCAAAAAUACUUAAAUAAAUGCAAGCAGGUAUUUUUUCAAAUAAACCGAAUAUUCCAAAAACACGUUGCCCAAAUACACCUACGAUUAAUUGUAAAGCGAAAUGCUCAUAUACACGUAGCUACUAAAAUAUAAAAGGAAAACACUAAACGAAUCCAAAACUUAAAUCAGGUAUUCAAAUUUUUUUCGUAUUACGUACUUAGCGGUUAAGAGAAGGAGGAGCGAAACGGCAAACUUAAUGACUAAAAAUCAUCCUGUGAAUGAUUUUCAAAGAUAUGUUAGAAGGAAGAGCGAGCAUUGCAAAACCCACAUACAUAUUUACUAAGCAACAUUUUAUAACAAAUCGAUUGACGAUGCUAAAACAAAACGGAAUGAACUCUUAUAUCAAAAUACAAUUUUGAGUAAAACUUUUAAUGACACAUGCAAAGGCAGUCUCGGCGAGCGCAGAGAAAUGACUUCACUACCCGUGAAAGAACUUUCAAAUUAUACAUUACACAUAUGCAUACAUACAAAUAUUUUGUCGCGAUCAUUUAGCCACUAAGUUUCUAACAAAACACCCAAGAUUGUAACUAAAUUGGAAGGUAUUUCUCAUUUGGAAAUUACAAACAUUAACAUACGCAUACAUACAUACACGUACUAACAUAUGUAAUAAUUAUGGAGCAAUUGAGUACAAAACGAGUACAAAUUUAAAUUAUAAGCCAGAUCAGACGACACACAACCACACAGCCUAAGUUACCACAUACUCUACUCACAGGAGGGGCGCAGCAUAUGAAAUAUUGAUAGGCCAGCUACUGGUUUCGCAUAGCAAAUACUGCAUAUAUUCAGAGAUGGCCGGGACGGGGAGGCUGAUCCCCCGACCGGGUGGAGGACUCAUCGAAAUAGCCGACAUACUAACCACACUUAUAAGCAUAGUCGCAUACAUACAUAGUUACUUAAACAUAGACUAACCCCCAUAUACUAUAUAUAUCUAGGGCGAAGCGUUUACCAAAAUUACCAAAAAUCCCUCCUCUUACCACUCUUAAUCUUCGAAUAUGAUUUGCUUGGCGAGGGACUAGAAAGGGGCGAUCAGUUCGGCAUAUGCUAAAUUUUCUCAUACAUUCUCUCACCCACUCAGCGUACAUAGAUGUAGGGGCGUGCGGGUACUAGGUACACCCACCAUUAAGCAGCUAGUUAAGUCAGGCAUCAGGCCCAUGGCAUGGCGAUGAACCUAGGGAGAAUCUACCAAAAUCAAGCGACAAAUUCAAUAACGAGUUGCAGUUUAAAAUUGUAAUUGUCUAAUAGUGAGGGGCGAGCGAGUCGGAAACGAGCGCGGGCCACGGGUACUACUAACUAGGAUGCGUGGCUUGCCAUUUUUCUAUAUACAUGCGUACACAUACAUAUUUAUAUACCCAAAUAUAUAUAUACAUACAUAGAUGUGGACUUGGCGAGGCAAGAGUAAGAGUAUAUUUUAUACGAUAAACAAAUUUUAUAACAUAUUUAAUAAUAAAUUAUACACUAAUAAUUGUGGA